AUGGCAGAGCAAGUGGAACUUUCACCCAUCAAUACUGGAGGAACAAGCUUCCUAAGAAGUUGCUUCAACGGAAUCAAUGCUUUGACAGGGAUUGGCCUAAUAACAAUUCCUUAUACACUUUCACAAGCCGGAUGGUUAGGCCUCUGCCUUCUUCUUGCAAUGGCAUUUACUACAUGCUAUACUGGCUUACUACUUCAACGAUGCUUGGAGUCAAAUCCAUCAAUUAAAACCUACCCUGACAUAGGCUAUCAUGCUUUUGGACGUAAAGGAAGAAUUAUUGUUUCAAUUUUCACGUAUCUAGAGCUCUAUCUAGUCCCAACAGGAAUUUUAAUACUAGAAGGCGAUCAUUUGUUCAAGUUAUUUCCAAAUGUUAGCAUGGAAGUAGCAGGAAUUUACAUUGGAGGAAAAGAAAUUUUUGUAAUAGGUUCAGGGCUUGUGAUUUUACCUACAAUGUGGUUAAAGGACUUGCGGUUGCUUUCAUUUGUAUCAGCGGGUGGUAUCUUGUCGUGUGUUAUUGUCAUCACCUCCAUUUUGUGGGUUGGUGCUGUUGAUGGAGUUGGAUUCUCUAGUAAAGGAAAGCUAUUUGAAUUGGCUGGAAUUCCAACUGCUAUGAGCUUCUUCAGUCUCAGUACUCUCAGCUACAUAUUAAUGGCAGUCCUUGGUUACUUAAUGUUUGGCCAGGAUGUACAGCCUCAAGUGACAUUAAACUUACCCACAAGCCAAGUGAGUUCAAAGAUAGCAAUAUACACGACUUUAAUUGGUCCACUUGCCAAGUAUGCUCUAAUAGUUAUGCCUAUUGCAAAUGCAAUUGAAAGUCGCUUACCUCGAUACUACAAUAUCAAGCUCAUUUACAUCUUCUUAAGAACACUGUUACUGGUUAGCACAAUCAUUGUUGCUCUGGUUUUUCCAUUAUUUGGAAUACUAAUGGCACUUGUUGGGGCAAUUCUUAGUAUCACCGUUUCCAUUAUUCUUCCAUGCUUAUGUUACUUGAAGAUUUCUGGAGGUUAUCAAAAGUGGGGUUUUGAAGUUUUGAUUAUUGUGGUAAUCAUGAUUAAUGCCGUUUCGAUUGGGGUUAUAGGCACUUACGUCUCUCUAAAAGAUAUAGGAGUAAUAAAAAUCUUUAGGAUUUAA
This is a messenger RNA of Quercus lobata, 1131 nucleotides long. RefSeq names its product amino acid transporter AVT1I-like. Bases 1 to 1131 code for a protein of 376 amino acids. Gene Ontology annotation, biological process: amino acid transmembrane transport. The record is from RefSeq and is a predicted model, not a curated record. Lineage: Eukaryota; Viridiplantae; Streptophyta; Magnoliopsida; Fagales; Fagaceae. Gene Ontology annotation, cellular component: vacuolar membrane. The transcript is spliced from 3 exons. Gene Ontology annotation, molecular function: L-amino acid transmembrane transporter activity.